UGUCAAAAAUCAGGCCUUCUCUUCAAAGAGCUGCUACAGACUCCCAACUUCCGCAUCACUGUGGUGGAAGAUGCCGAUGCUGUGGAACUCUGUGGAGCACUAAAAAACAUCGUUGCUAUGGGAACCACCUUCUGCAAUGGCCUCCGCUGUGGGAAAAACAGUAAGGUUGCCAUCAUCCACCUUGGCCUUAUAGAAAUGAUUGCUUUCACCAGGAUCUUCUGCAAGGGCCAAGUGUCCACGGCCACCUUCCUGGAGAGCUGCGGCUUGACUGACCUCAUCACUACCUGCUAUCAAGGGAGUGACUCCAAGGUGACCAAGUCCUUCUCCGGGACAGGGAAGACUAUUGGAAAACUAGAGAAGGACAUACUGAAUGGGAGGAAGCUUCAAGGACUCGAGAACUCUACCUUAGUGUACCAUUUCCUCAAGCAGAAGGGACUUCUAGACCAGUUUCCACUGUUCACAACAGGGUAUCAGAUCUGCUGUGAAGGCAGACCUAUCACAGAGAUGCUAACCUACCUCCAGAGCCACUCUGUGCACAAAUAA
Molecule: messenger RNA, 543 nt
Organism: Microtus oregoni (creeping vole)
Lineage: Eukaryota; Metazoa; Chordata; Mammalia; Rodentia; Cricetidae
Product: glycerol-3-phosphate dehydrogenase 1-like protein
Exons: 1
Biological process (GO): carbohydrate metabolic process; glycerol-3-phosphate metabolic process
Cellular component (GO): glycerol-3-phosphate dehydrogenase (FAD) complex; cytosol
Molecular function (GO): glycerol-3-phosphate dehydrogenase [NAD(P)+] activity
Source: RefSeq, a predicted model, not a curated record